Molecule: messenger RNA, 3621 nt
Organism: Diplodia corticola
Lineage: Eukaryota; Fungi; Ascomycota; Dothideomycetes; Botryosphaeriales; Botryosphaeriaceae
Product: leptomycin b resistance protein pmd1
Exons: 5
Coding region: 1-3621 (1206 amino acids)
Biological process (GO): transmembrane transport
Cellular component (GO): membrane
Molecular function (GO): ABC-type transporter activity; ATP hydrolysis activity; ATP binding
Source: RefSeq, a predicted model, not a curated record
AUGGCAAAAGAAGCGCGCUCCAGCGUGAUCGUAACCACCAUCGUAUUCGGUCAGAUUUCCGGAAAGCUGGUGUCGUCGCCAGGCCAAGACUUCACGCAGCAGCUCAACCGGCUGACGCUCUUCUUUGUCUACAUCGGCGCGCUCGAGUUUGUCGCCAGCUACGUCAAGGUGGUCGGUUUCAACUACGUCGGCGAGCGUAUCGCCGGCUCACUGAGACAACGCUACCUCGCCUCGGUCCUCCGCAAGAGCGUCUCGCACAUGUCAUCGGCAUCGACGACGGCAGGCGAAAUCCACACGCGCAUCGGCACCGACGCCGACCAGGUGCAGGACGCGCUGUCGUCGGAGAAGCUGGGCCGGGCCAUCUUCGCGCCGUGCUCGCUCGGCGCCGGCCUCGCCAUCGGCUUCGCUCGGUGGUGGCGGCUGGCGCUGAUCCUGAGCCCGACGCUCGCGGCCUGCGUCGUCAGCGGAGGCGUCUGCGCGGUGGGCGUGCGUCGUUUCGCACGAAGGGCGGCGGGGCCGCGGCAGGCGGGCGCCGAUGUCGCGCUCGAGGCGCUGGCGGGGGUCGCGGACGUGGCGGCGCUGGGGUGCCAGCGGGUGUUUGAGGAGAAGUACGAGGAGAUGGCGGCGCAGGCACAGAGGCCUGGGGUGCUGGCCAAGGCGUGCGUGGCUGUCAUGGUGGCGGCGCUCACGGCUGUAAAUAGCUUGAUGUACGCGCUGGGAUUCUGGCAGGGAGCACGGCUGGUGGCGAGGGAGGGGAGUGGUGGCGGGGUGGCAGAGGUGUUGACGGUGCUGCUGUCUGUGCUGUACGGGGCCACGUCCCUGAGCCUCGUGGGCCCGUCGGUGCAGGCGCUGGGCGCAGGCCUGGCGGCUGCCCGCAGGAUCCUCGACGCGAUCGACGACGACGACGACGACGACGACGAGAAUGCUCAGAACGGCGAAGGCGAUUCCGAUUCCGACUCUGACUCUUCCUCGGAGAAGGCCACGCCCUUUGGUGGCGGGGAGAUCACGCUGUGCAACGUCUCGUUUGAGUACGCGUCGAGGCCGGGUGUGGCGGUGCUACGCGAUGUCAGCGUCACCAUGGCGGCAGGCAAGACGACGGCACUGGUUGGGGCAUCCGGGUCGGGGAAAAGUUCGAUUCUGAGCCUCAUCGAGCGCUUCUACGAGCCGACGGCGGGCAGGCUGCUGGUGGAUGGCAGAGGGCUGUCCGAGGUGGGCCGGCGGUGGUUGCGCAGGCACAUGAGGCUGGUCAGCCAGGAUCCCGUGCUGUUCGACGCCACCGUCUUCGACAACAUCGCCAACGGGCUGAUCGGCACCCCCGCCGAGACGGCCGAGGCGGCGGUCAAGUGGGAGUUGGUGAUGCGGGCGGCCAAGACGGCCAAUGCCCACGGCUUCAUCGAGGCGCUGCCCGAGGGCUACGCGACGGAAAUUGGCGCGCGCGGCAUGCGGCUGUCGGGCGGACAGCGGCAGCGGAUUGCGAUUGCGCGUGCUGUCGUGUCGGAUCCCAGAGUGCUCCUCCUCGACGAAGCCACCUCGGCCCUCGACGCCGUGGCGGCGCGGGCGGUGCACACGGCUCUGGGCGCGGCCAUGCGCGGCAGGACCUGCGUCGUCGUCGCCCACCGUCUCUCAGCGGUGCGUGAGGCCGACUGGAUUGUCGUCAUGGACAAGGGCAGGAUCGCAGAGCAAGGCGGACACGCAGAGCUCGUUGGACGGCGGGGGCUGUUCUACCGGCUGUUGCAGACGCAGAAGCUCGACACGCCGCCGCCUGCAGCCAGCGAGAAGCAGGGCGUAGAUGAAGAAGAAGAAGCGGUGCAGACGCAGUCGACGGACGAGCCCUUGGCCUCGCCCGAGCGCGCAGGCACCGAGGCAGCCGGCAGCCAGCUCUCGGCGCGCGAGGCCGUGGGCUUCGUGGUCGGCAGUCUCAUGGACCGGGCGGACCGGUGGCUGCUGCUCUGCGGCGUCGUCUGCAGCGCGCUCGCGGGGUGCGGGGCGACGGCGCAGUCGUUCCUGUUCGCCAAGGCGGUGGCGGCGCUGCGGCAGUCGGACGCGGUGUGGUUCUGGAGCAAGCUGCUGGCCGGGCUGGCGGCGGUGCAGGCAGUGGUGUGGACGGCCCACGGGCUCGCGCUGGCCGUCUGCUCCGAGCGGCUGCUGCGGCGGGCGCGCGGCACCGCGUUCCGUCACCUGCUGCGGCAAGACGCCGUCUUCUUCGACACGCAGCCGGCGGGGGCGCUGGCGGCGCUGCUGUUGGGGCGCACGGCGGAGCUGGCGGGGGUGGCGGGAGCGACGCUGGGCGCGGUGGUGACGGGGCUGGCGACGCUGGGGUCGGGCAUUGGGCUGGCGUGCGCCUGGGGCUGGCAGCUGGGCCUCGUGUGUGCGGCGACGGUGCCGUUGAUUCUGGCCGGCGGGCGGCUGCGCAUGGUCUUCGCCGCCCAAACCCAGGCGGCAGCACGACGCGCCCAGGCAAGCGCGGCGGGCUACGCGUGCGAGGCGACGUCGCCGGCCGGCGGCAUCCAGACCGUUGCCGCGCUCGGCAUGGAGCGCCAUGUGCUGGCCCGGUACCGCGGGCGGCUGGACGACGCGGCACGGCGCCAACUGCGGCUGCUGGCCUCGUCGUCGCUCGCCUUUGCCGCGUCGCAGGCCGCCGUCUACGGCUGCUUCGCGCUGGGCUUCUGGUACGGCGGCACGCUGGUCGCCCGCGCCGAGUACACGCCCGAGCAGUUCUUUGUCUGCUUCGUCGCCGUCGUCUUCGGCGCCCAGUCGGCCGGCACCGUCUUUGGCUGGAGCAGCGACAUCUCCGGCGCCCGCCACGCCGCCGCCGAGCUCAAGGCCGUCGUCGACCGCGUCCCGCAGCUCGACGUGUGGAGCCAGGCCGGGGCGCCCGCCAACGGUCCCCGCACCGCGCUAGCCACCCGCCAGCUGGCCUUCGCCUUCCCGACCAGCAGCGCCACCACCGUGCACGCCGUCGAUAUAGACGCCCGUCGCGGCUCGUCCGUCGCCCUCGUCGGCCCCAGCGGCAGCGGCAAGAGCACUCUCCUCGCCCUGCUCAUGCGCCGCUACGACCCGCAAGCCGGCCAUGUCGCCCUCGACGCCCGCGACGCCCGCGACCUGAAUCUGGCCUCGUACCGCCGCAGCUUCGCCCUCGUGUCGCAGGAGACGCGUCUCUUCGCCGGCUCCAUCCGCGACAACAUCACGCUGGCCAUGGACGACCCGGCCAGCGCCGACGAUGCCGCCAUCGAGCACGCCUGCCGCGACGCUGCCGUUUGGGAUUUCAUCGCCUCGCUGCCCGAUGGGCUCGCCACCGCCGUCGGUAGCAACGGCAUGGCCCUGUCGGGCGGCCAGCGCCAGCGCCUCGCCAUUGCCCGCGCCCUGCUGGCUGACGCCCCGGUUCUGCUGCUCGAUGAGGCAACUUCGGCUCUGGAUACGGCGGCAGAGCGGGCCGUUCAGGCGGCUGUAGCCAAGGGCCGCCAUCGCAUCACCCUCGCCGUCGCCCAGCGCCUGAGCACCGUCCGCCACGCCGACUGCAUCUACGUCUUCAACCAGGGCACUGUCGUCGAGCGCGGUGACCACGAUGCCCUCAUGGCCAAGGGAGGCCUCUACGCCACCAUGGUCGGCUUGCAGGAGUAG